This is a messenger RNA of Sapajus apella (tufted capuchin), 1458 nucleotides long. It is a transcript of the gene PRSS21, whose product is annotated as serine protease 21. Gene Ontology annotation, molecular function: serine-type endopeptidase activity. NCBI's taxonomy places the organism in Eukaryota, Metazoa, Chordata, Mammalia, Primates, Cebidae. Gene Ontology annotation, biological process: proteolysis. Bases 303 to 1352 code for a protein of 349 amino acids. The transcript is spliced from 5 exons. The record is from RefSeq and is a predicted model, not a curated record.
GGUGGAGGACAGGGGGCACCAAGCGGGCAGCCAGGACCUCAGGGUUGCAGACAAAAAAGGGACUGUGUUGUCCACCAAGUCUGGGCCACAUCAACGAAUGUGGUUGAGGAUCCGCCCCUAGGGGCUGAAAACCAGGGCGUUGCCAGGCCUGAGGGUCCCUAAACAGCCCUUGGGCCGAGGGCGGGUGAAGCGGGGGCGGGGGGGGGGGGGGGGCAGAGCUCCCACCGCCCCGCCCCCAGGGGGCGCCCCAGGCGCGACGCGGGAGGAGGCAGAGGGGGCGCCAGGCCGCGAGAGAGGAGGCCAUGGGCCCUCGAGGGGCGCUUCUGCUGGCGCUGCUGCUGGCGCGGGAGGGACUCGGGAAGCCGGGUGAGCUCGGGGCGUGGCUGGCAGGACGGCGUAGGGGGGCGUUGGGUAGCUGGAGGCCGCGGGGAGCUCACUUCUUGUCUCCUACAGCGUCGCCGGAAGGGGAGCUGUUGUCAGGUAGGGCCCCCAGGACCCGACCAUGCGGCCAACGGAUCAUCCAGACGCGCAUCGUGGGUGGAGGCGACGCCGAGCUCGGGCGUUGGCCAUGGCAGGGGAGCCUGCGCCUGUGGGAUUCCCACGUGUGUGGAGCGAGCCUGCUCAGCCGCCGCUGGGCGCUCACGGCGGCGCACUGCUUUGACUUGUAUGGUGACAUUGGUGAUUCCUCCGGGUGGACGGUCCAGUUUGGCCAGCUGACUUCUGCGCCAUCCUUCUGGAGCCUGCAGGCCUACUACACCCGGUACUUCGUGUCGAAUAUCUAUUUGAGCCCUCGAUACCUGGGGAAUUCACCCUAUGACAUUGCCUUGUUGAAGCUGUCUACACCCGUCACCUACACUAACCAUAUCCAGCCCAUCUGUCUCCUGGCAUCCACACUUGAGUUUGAGAACCGGACGGACUGCUGGGUGACCGGCUGGGGGAACAUCCAAGAGGACGAGGAGCUGCCGUAUCCCUACACCCUCCAGGAAGUGCAGGUUGCCAUCAUAAACAACACUAUGUGCAACCACCUCUUCCUGAAGUACGAUUUCCGCAUGGACAUCUUUGGAGACAUGAUUUGUGCUGGCGAUGCCCAAGGCGGGAAGGAUUCCUGCUUUGGUGACUCAGGCGGACCACUGGCCUGUGACAAGAACGGAAAGUGGUAUCAGGUUGGAGUUGUGAGCUGGGGAGUGGGCUGCGGCCGGCCCAAUCGGCCCGGUGUCUACACCAAUAUCAGCCAGCACUUCGGGUGGAUUCAGAAGCUGAUGGCCCAGAGUGGCAUGGCCCGGCCAGACCCCUCCCGCCUGCUGCUCUUUCUCCCUCUUCUCUGGGCUCCCCCACUCCUGCAGCCGGCCUGAGCCCACCCGAGCCCAUGCAGGCUGGCGCCACUGCUAAGUCAGGCCCUGGUUCUCUUCUGUCUUGUUUGGUAAUAAACACAUUUGAGUUGACGCCUUGCAGAGCAUU